UUGCUUAAUUCAUUCCAUUAUGAGGCGAGAGGAUGCUGCAUCUCGCGUCUUCAUUGUUCCGGAAACUUGCCACUUUCAUUGAAGAUUUCACCCAAAGGAGACGAAUGAUGGCUGAAAUUAAGGAGCUGCCAUUUCAAUUUCCAGAGCUAGCUCAUAUUGAUCAUAAAAAGUCAUGCCCUAGGUAUAAUGCGGUGGUUGACAAAGAGGAAGAGAAUGGAGCCAUUAGUUUAGAGGAGCUUGACUGUCUCCAGCUGGAGCUAGAAACCAUGUUAGCAGCGGUAACGAGAAGGAUCCGCCAGAUUCAACAAGAGGUCCAAAGCAUGGCGGAUCUUCAAGAAGUCAAGAAAGAAAAGAAAGGAAACAAACCGGAUAAGAAAGAGGACAGUACAACUGGGAGUGGGACACCUUCAGGCAAACGAGGAAGAACGGAGGAGAAGUCAGAGAAGCCACCAAAAAAGAUGAAAGAGUCGAGCGGAAAGGGAGGAAGUACCGGCACCCCAGGGGGAGGGUCUAAUAGACCAAAGGCAAAGAGUAUGCAUGAGUAUGAGUUUACCGAUGAUCCACUUGCCGAUGCUGCACCCCCUCGCAUGCCACGCAAUGACACCAUCGAUCGGUUCUGGGCGUCCGUGGAGCCAUAUUGCGCUGACAUCACCAAUGAAGACCUGAAGGUGCUGGAUGAACUGAUCAAGAGUGGGGAGGAGGAGACGGAAUACUUCAAGGUUCCAUCGCUAGGGAAGCACUACUCGGUCCGAUGGGCGCAUGAAGAUUUACUGGAAGAGCAGCGAGAAGGAGGUAGAAUCACAGACAAGAAGAAAGGACCGUCACCAAACUCCAAAGAAGCAAAGGCCAUGCUGAAGAAAGCGGACAGACCUGAUGAUGAUUGCUGUCCAUUUGGUACUCUGACCCAACGUCUCAUCUCAGCAUUGGUAGAAGAGAAUAUCAUGUGUCCUCUGGAAGAAGAGUUCCUCAUGGAUACGACUAAGGAGGAGAAUGGAACGAUCACUGAUGGGGGUACGGCGACGUCUCCGAAGAAUGGAAACCGACCGUUCACUGUCCCUCACACCAAGGCGCUUGAAGCUAGAAUAAAGGAGGAACUCCUUGCUCAAGGACUGCUCGAUAUCGAUGACCCAAUGAUCAUGGGGGAGGAGGAUGAAGUCUUGCUUGAGCUUCAGAAGAGACAGGAAGAACUGAAAGCUCUCUACGCCCACAACCGCUCUCAGAAACAACGCCUGGUCAAACUUGCCAAAGAGGAGAUGAAGCGACAGGAACUCCGACAGAAGCUACGUGCUGCCGACAAUGAGUGCAUAGACUACUACCGCCGAAUUAUGGCUGCCAAACAGAAGAAACGUUCGCCGACCAAGAAAGAACGAGAUGCCGCCGCCAAAGCGCUCCGAGACCGGGAAACGAUCAUCAAGCAAUUGGAUGCUCUUUGAACUCUGCGUUGCUCUGGACUUUAACGGGAACCUAGGAAUCAGGAUCCGUCAGGAAAUAAAGUUCAGACUUUGAGAUUGGACAAGAGUUUGAAAGUGGAUGUUUGUUCAGGGUAUAUGGUGUAAAUGAUGUUUGCUGACUCACAUAAUUAUUUAUGUAUGUUAACAGUAAGGUUUAUAUAACCUCCUGUACAUCAGCAAAGCCAAAACACGUACAUUUGCCUGUAUUUGCUUAGGUUAUGUGUCAUUUUUGCUGACUCACAUGUACAUAUUUGUGUAUGGUAACAGUAAGGGUUAUAAAGCCCAUGUACAUCAGCAAAUAAAAGCAUACAUUCAUAUAUGUGUUCUCUUACCCAGGGUUGCGCUGCAAGUCAUUCUGCGCUGUAUGUAGCACAGCUGCCAAGUAGCACUGAAGAAUGAGAAGAAUACUGUUGCUUUCAUGCAAAUUACUGAUAUCUAAAGUUCAGUUUUAUGUUUUGGCCUAUGGUAUUUCUUGGAAAAUACCGAUUUUCCUCACCAAAAUACUGAUUUUCAGCUUUUGAAAUAUUGCAAUGUUCAUGUCCAGGGGGGCGUUUCAUCAAUAUUUUCAUCCGACAAGUUGUCAGAUCUGACAUCUUUCCAUGAUUUUGAUUGGCUGAGAGGCACUGUUCCUAUGGUACCUGUCGGAUAAAAUGGGACUUGUCGGAUAAAACAUCCGACAAGUCCUUUCAUGAAACGCCCCCCAGGGUGGCAGCUUGGAUUUAGGUGGUCAUUGACGUUUGGGGAGGUGGCAAGUCUCGUGUAGCUCAGUGUAAGACUCUAUAGUCUCUAGUAGCUUGGGUUCAUGUCAUUUUCUCCUAUGACAAUUAUUCCAACUGAAAAUGCGUAUAUAAGCCUUGGCCCGUCUUACAAAGAGUUACAAUUGAUCAGGGCCCCGUCUUACAAAGAGUUGCGAUUGAUCCGAUCAAUCUCAAAUAUAUGGAAAUCCAUCAUUGUCAUUAUUUUUUCUUUAGGAAAUUUGCUCAAUGUCCUUUGAAAAUAAAGAGAAGUAUACUGAUUUGUCAAGAAAUACAGUAAAUGUAUGAAUAUUCGUCAUUUCUAGAAAAUAUAUUGAACAAACAUGUAUUUCAGUUGACAUUGCUUACUUUCCAUAGUUGUGAAUGAUCGGAUCAAUUGUGCCUUCAGGAAGGCUAUUCCGCAAAGUGGGGCAUGCAAAAGCAAAUGAUCUUUCCCCCCAAGUUUUUGAAACUUUAGGAAUAACAAGGAAGCCAAAAGUGGAUGAGCGCAAAGACCUGCUUGGUCUGUAUAGUAAUUGAUAAAUGAAAGACUGUAUUGUGGUGCUGAUCCAAGAAUACUAUGAAAAGCAAGCAACAAAAUCUUAAAAAUAAUCUAAUUUUUGAUCGGGAGCCAGUGCACCGAAUUCAAAAUGGGAGUGAUAUGAGAGCGUUUAUUUGACAAAGUAAUGAUGCGAGCAGCUGCAUUCUGAAGCUUCUGAAGCUUUAUAUAACUGAGACUGCAGUAAAUUGAAAUUUUAAAGUACUGCAAUAUUCUUUACAGGUUGGCAGCUCUGGAAAGUGAGCAAUGGAGAGGGAGAGAGAGAGUGUGUUUAAAAGGAUGAAAUGUGUAUGAUGUAUUGUUGAGCCAGGGUACUAGUAAUUCAUUUGUACAUCAUUGGG
Molecule: messenger RNA, 3085 nt
Organism: Lytechinus variegatus (green sea urchin)
Lineage: Eukaryota; Metazoa; Echinodermata; Echinoidea; Temnopleuroida; Toxopneustidae
Gene: tada3
Product: transcriptional adapter 3-like
Exons: 9
Coding region: 33-1433 (466 amino acids)
Biological process (GO): regulation of transcription by RNA polymerase II
Cellular component (GO): SAGA complex
Molecular function (GO): transcription coactivator activity
Source: RefSeq, a predicted model, not a curated record